Messenger RNA from Geodia barretti, 321 nucleotides. The record is from the annotation of a GenBank genome assembly. NCBI's taxonomy places the organism in Eukaryota, Metazoa, Porifera, Demospongiae, Tetractinellida, Geodiidae.
AUGCGCAAGCUGACGUGUUACGCGUGGGGAAAGCCUGGCGAUUGGGAAGCCUUGUGCGUGGACUUGGACAUAGCGGCAGAGGGCGAGACUUUCGAGCAGGUGCGUAGCGAGCUGUCGGACGCGGUCGAGACGUUUGUCGAUUAUGUGUGGGAAUUGCCCGAAAUCGAACGGCGCACGUUGCUGAACCGGAAAGCUCCGCUGAACAUUCGGUUCCGGCUGGCGAUUGCGUCAAAACUCUUCGGGUUUACAUCUGCGUUGAAACUUGGCGCGGGAGGCAGAGGCAUUCACCGUGCCGAGUUUUCAGUGACGCCUUCCGCAUGA